Messenger RNA from Aquila chrysaetos chrysaetos, 819 nucleotides. RefSeq names its product Krueppel-like factor 8. The transcript is spliced from 5 exons. The coding region runs from base 1 to 819 and encodes 272 amino acids. Gene Ontology annotation, molecular function: RNA polymerase II cis-regulatory region sequence-specific DNA binding; DNA-binding transcription factor activity, RNA polymerase II-specific. The record is from RefSeq and is a predicted model, not a curated record. Lineage: Eukaryota; Metazoa; Chordata; Aves; Accipitriformes; Accipitridae. Gene Ontology annotation, biological process: regulation of transcription by RNA polymerase II.
AUGGAGGGAGGCUCCCCUCGAGGCGAGCCCCUCAUCCACUGCUGCGGUACCCCCAGCCCGCCUCCCCGGACCCCCGAGGCGGAGAAGGGGGAUGUAAACCCCCUCCGAGGUUUUGGCCCCCCUGACACUGCCACCCCCCCACCUCUGUCCACUCCUUCCCCUUGCCGGUGGCUUGCCACCCUCUCCAUCCCGGCCGUCCUCUCGCCCGGCUCCAUCCUGGCCUCCACGCAGGGCAGCGGCGGGCAGCAGAUCCUCCACGUCAUCCACACCAUCCCCUCCGUCAACCUGCCCAGCAAGAUGGGCAACCUCCAGACCAUCCCCGUGGUGGUCCAGUCCCUCCCCGUCGUCUACACCACCAUGCCCACCGACGGCGUCACCGCCAUCACCGUACCCCUCAUCGGGGGGGACGGCAAGAACGCCGGGUCCGUGAAAAUUGACCCGGGCUCCAUGUACCCCAUGGACAUGAACAGCGACAGCGAGGACAGCGCUUUCCAGGACCUCCAGAGAGAGCCGGCGGCGCGGGGGCAGCGAGCCGAUUCCCCCGACCUGAAGAAGCGGCGCAUCCACCAGUGCGACUUUGAGGGCUGCAAUAAGGUCUACACCAAAAGCUCCCACCUCAAAGCUCACCGGCGGAUACACACUGGCGAGUGCGAUGGCGGGGGCCCUGCGGGGCGAUGGAUGCUCACUGGGGGCUCGCAGGAGGAGGAGGAGGAGGCUGACGAGGGGGAGCCCAGACCUGCUACGGCUCCGCGCGAACGUGCUCUGGCUUUUGCAAUGUCCCCGUGCCGAGGAGCCACUGCCGGGCCCCAGCAGCCGUAA